UGAAUGGCAACACAACAGCUGAUUGGUUGCAGGUAAACAAUACAAUUGCGUUCUCGUCGUGCACCUGCGGAUCGCGUUGGGAUUGCUCUGCUGGUGGGCAGAUCACGUAACCGGAGGCACCAACAUGUGCACUCUGCAUCCCGAGGAGGAGGCCCACCUGGUGGCAAUGGCCAGUGUUGGGCCCCGAAGCCGUACGCCUAGCCCAAGGCCGUUUUUCAACUCCUCCAAUGCCUUACCAAGAUCGCUAUUCGACAUCUCCUGGGACGAUGUGCUGAUCCCGCAGGUUGCCAUCUACCUGUCGCUCAAGGAUCUCUUCAACCUGCGCUGCUGCUCACGUACCGCCCAACGUUUUGUCGAGGCUGCCCUGGAAAAACGAGUGGAGCUCCACCUUUCCGGGAACAACACAAGCAAUAUCGAUGUGGGCUUCCGAGUGCUGGCCCGCUGUUGUCGGCGGUUGGAAGUGCUACACCUUGCCUGCUGCCGCUGGCUAACGGAUGAGCUGCUCCUGCCACUGCUGGCCAACAACAAGAAACGGCUGUGUGCCGUCAACCUGAACGAGUGCAUCAACAUCACAGCACUUUCUCUGCAACCGAUCAUCGUGGAAUGCAAGGAGCUGCGCAUGCUGAAGCUGUCCAAGUGCCAGUGGCUGACCACUGGAGCCGUGGACGCCCUCACGCUGCAUCAGAGCAAGCUGGUGGAGUUUGACAUCUCGUAUUGCGGAGCCAUAGGAGAGCGCUGUCUGAUCAUCUUUUUCCGGAAACUGAACAAGCUUACCGUCCUGUCCCUCGCGAAUACGCCCAGUGUUACCGACCAGGUGCUCAUCCAGAUCGGAAACUAUUGCCGCGAGCUGGAACACAUCAACCUGAUUGGCUGUGCGGCCAUCUCCGACUAUGGAGUGCACGCCCUCACUCAGAGUUGUCCACUUCUGCAGUCCCUGAUGGUGCAGCGAUGUCCACUCGUCACGGAACGUGUUUUGGCUCCACUCCGUGGACGUGUCCACAUCGACCGACCGGGCAUGGGCUAUAUGCCGACCGUGCAGCACCACCGCCUGUUCCUGCAGGUUUGAUUGCGGACCAACAUACCCAAUAUGCAUAAAUUAUGCAUAAUUAUACCAAGGAGGCUUCCGAGGCUAACCAAUGUUUAAGCUGUAAAUACAUGCCUCAGCAUGGGACGCUUUAAUUUACCUUUAAGCUUAAUAUUACACAUUUUGUUAACAUUAAUUUAGGCUGUACAAUAAACAUACUUAUAUAGUAACCUCUCUCUCCAAAA
Molecule: messenger RNA, 1269 nt
Organism: Drosophila ficusphila
Lineage: Eukaryota; Metazoa; Arthropoda; Insecta; Diptera; Drosophilidae
Gene: jet
Product: F-box/LRR-repeat protein 15
Exons: 2
Coding region: 125-1066 (313 amino acids)
Biological process (GO): SCF-dependent proteasomal ubiquitin-dependent protein catabolic process
Cellular component (GO): SCF ubiquitin ligase complex
Source: RefSeq, a predicted model, not a curated record